CCUAAACUUGUCUAUAAAAGAUCUCACGAGGCGGUCUCUGAUCAAAACAUCGUACAACCCAUCUCUUUUUUUUUUUUUAACUUGUCUUCUCUCUUUCCUUAACUUUGAUGGCACUGUCCCUUCUCUCCUACAACGUCUCCGACCUCUGUCUCGGCAAACCUCCUCUUCGUUGUCUUUCCUCCUCUUCCUCCUCCGUAUCCGACGCCAUCGCUGCCCUCAAAUCCUCUGAAGACACUUUCCUCUCCGUCUGGAAUUGCAAUCACGACGAUGACAAUAACACAGAGUGCGAGUGCUUGGGGAAAAUAUCAAUGGCUGACGUCAUCUGCCACUUGUCCAAAGACCAUGACCACAGUCUCUGUGCCUUAAACUCAUCCGUCUCUGUUCUUCUCCCCAAAACUCGUUCCAUUGUCCUCCAUGUUCAACCAUCCUGCAGCUUAAUAGAAGCCAUUGAUCUGAUAAUCAAAGGAGCACAGAAUCUGAUUGUCCCGAUACAUACAAAGCCCUACACUAAGAAAAAGCAGCACAACGACAACGUUUCGGUCACCACCACCACCCACUCGAACGGACAACGAUUCUGCUGGAUCACACAAGAAGACAUCAUUCAGUUUCUCCUCGGAUUCAUCGCCGCAUUCUCUCCUUUGCCAGCGAUGUCCCUCUCUGAUCUCGGUGUCAUCAACAGCACACACACAGUUGUUGCGGUCGAUUACCACUCCUCAGCGUCCGCAGUUGUCUCUGCCGUAUCCAACGCUCUUGCCGUCCAAACCUCUGUCGCAGUGGUCGACGGUGAGGGAGAUGACCCUUUUACGUCUUUGAUCGGCGAAAUAUCCCCGAUGACAUUAACUUGCUGCGACGAGACAGCAGCUGCGGCGGUGGCGACGCUCUCCGCUGGAGAUCUGAUGGCGUACAUAGACGGAGCAAAUCCUCCGGAGAGUCUUGUUCAGAUCGUUAGGAACCGUUUGGAGGAUAAAGGAUUGAUUGGUUUGAUGUCGCUUUUCGAUUCUCUCUCAUCUUAUUCGACGUCGUCGGGUUAUUCGUCGGAGGAAGAAGCUCCAGUGAGAACGACGUCGUAUGGACGGUCGAUGAGUAGCUCAGCAAGAAUGGCAAGGAAGUCGGAGGCGAUAGUGUGUAAUCCAAAGAGCUCGUUAAUGGCAGUGAUGAUCCAAGCGGUUGCUCAUCGAGUGAACUACGCGUGGGUGGUUGAGAAGGAUGGUUGUUUCGUUGGCAUGGUUACUUUUGUUGAUAUCUUAAAAGUUUUUAGGAAAUUUUUGGAGAAUGACAUGUGAAAAGUUUUUUAAAUAUAUUUUCUUGUGUUUUGUCGAUUACUAAAACCCAACAAAAAUGUGUAUUUAGGGGUGUUUUGUUUGUUUGUUUUGUGUUUUGGUGAUGAGCCGGUUGGAGUUUGAGAUUAACUAAAACUGAAUCAAACGUUUUUGGUUUGUUUAGUUGGUACUUUAAUAGCAAUCAAUUGAUUUGCUCAUUUUGUCAACAAAUAGUGUAUAUCUUUGAAACGUUUUUAGACCAUCUCCAAUGUAUUUUCAUUCUAAAAUAAAG
Arabidopsis thaliana (thale cress) is the source of this 1551-nucleotide messenger RNA. RefSeq names its product Cystathionine beta-synthase (CBS) family protein (gene CBSX5). Lineage: Eukaryota; Viridiplantae; Streptophyta; Magnoliopsida; Brassicales; Brassicaceae. The record is from RefSeq and is marked reviewed. The transcript is spliced from 2 exons. Bases 108 to 1283 code for a protein of 391 amino acids.